AUGGCCUCUCCAGAAACCACAUACAUGGCCGACCCGCCGGCGGGCGUGGAGCGGUUCGAGGGCGACUCUAUCCAGGCCAACAUGGCGGCGUGCGCUAUCACCACCGCGGUGAUUGCCUUGGCUGUUGUGGCGCUUCGUCUGUAUACGCGCUUCUUCCUGACGGCGGCGCGGUUCCAAUUCGACGAUGUCUUUGUCUGCUGUGCUGUAGUGUGUUCCAUCAUACUGAUACCAAUAUCGUUCAAAAUCAUGCAAGCCGGCGUAGGCCUACACAUGUGGAACGUAACAAUGGCGCAGUACAACCCCGGCCUGGGCGUCUGGACGCUCGUCGCAACAAUCUUCUACGCCUGGGCCGUCGUCCUCUCCAAGCUCUCCAUCCUGGCCUUCUACCUCCGCCUCUCGCCCCAGAAGUGGUUCCGCAUGCUCACCUUCGCCCUGAUGGGCAUAACAACCUGCUACGUCCUCGUCUACACCUUCCUCUUCCUCUUCCGAUGCAACCCCAUCGCCCAGAACUGGGACAUCACGAUAACAAGCGGGUCCUGCAUCGACACCCGCACCAUCAUGACGGUCCUCAGCGUCGCAAAUAUCCUCAUGGACGUCGCGACCCUCCUCCUCCCCAUCCCCGUGAUCAUGCGUCUGAACAUGCGGCUGGCGCAGCGGAUCUCAGUGGUCCUGAUCUUCUCCUCGGGUAUCUUCGUCUGCGCGAUCGCGAUCAAGCGCACGCUGCAGAUGCUCGAUGCGCUCACCUCGCCGGACUACACGUGGGACAUCACGGAGCAGUUCUACUGGUCGUAUAUCGAGGUGAAUGCGGGGAUCCUGUGUGCGAGUGUGCCGGCGCUGAAGCCGUUUGCCAAACGCCACUUGGCGACGGUGUUUGGGGGGUCGUCGCAAAGGUAUCAUCGCAAUGCGAAUGGGGAGAGUGGGCAGGGCGCGACGGGGCAGGGGGAUCGGGAUACCGAUGCGAUUAUGUUGAGGUUGACGCCGAAGAGGGCGAGUUAUACACGGUUUUAG
Aspergillus mulundensis is the source of this 1008-nucleotide messenger RNA. RefSeq lists its product as uncharacterized. The record is from RefSeq and is a predicted model, not a curated record. Bases 1 to 1008 code for a protein of 335 amino acids. Lineage: Eukaryota; Fungi; Ascomycota; Eurotiomycetes; Eurotiales; Aspergillaceae. The transcript is spliced from 3 exons.